Exophiala bonariae is the source of this 1200-nucleotide messenger RNA. RefSeq lists its product as uncharacterized. The coding region runs from base 1 to 1200 and encodes 399 amino acids. The record is from RefSeq and is a predicted model, not a curated record. Lineage: Eukaryota; Fungi; Ascomycota; Eurotiomycetes; Chaetothyriales; Herpotrichiellaceae. The transcript has a single exon. Gene Ontology annotation, molecular function: NADPH dehydrogenase activity; FMN binding.
AUGUCUCGCGAACAACUCUUCCGCCCUCUAAAGCUAGGAAAUGUCGAGCUCAACCAUCGCAUUGUCAUGGCACCACUGACACGCUUCCGUGCGGAUGAUGAACACGUUCCCAUAUCAGACGUGAGAGAUUACUACGCUCAGCGGGCUUCAACGCCAGGCACUCUGAUUAUCGCCGAGGCCACCCUGGUCAGUCCACGGGCCUCUGGAAUAGCCAAUGUGCCAGGGAUCUGGAGUCCUGAGCACAUAAAUGCUUGGAAAACCGUUACCAAAGCCGUCCAUGCUAAGAAGUGUUUCAUUUUCCUUCAGUUAUGGGCUCUCGGAAAACGGUCUGACCCCGAACUUCUCAAACACGCAGAAGGUGGCCCCUAUCCACUUGUCAGUGCGAGUGCAGUACCUCUUCCGAACCAAGCGCCUCUCCCCAAUGCGCAAUUAGGGGAAGCCACUCUGUCCCCGAUUCCUCAUGCCUUGUCUGUCGAUGAAAUACAGCUAUUCAUUGAUGAUUACGCUUCUGCAGCAAAGAACGCCAUUGCUGCUGGAUUCGACGGGGUUGAAAUCCACGGCGCAAACGGAUACCUUGUCGACCAGUUUUUGCAAGAAGCAAGCAAUUGCCGAACAGAUAGGUAUGGUGGUGGUAUUGAGAACCGCUCCCGUUUCGGGCUUGAAGUCACCAAAGCUAUCAUCGCCGCAGUCGGUAACGACAGCAAGAAGGUCGCAAUGCGCUUGUCGCCAUGGUCAGAAUUCACUGGCGGGGCGACCGACGCAGUUGACCCCAUACCGCAGUUCUCCUACAUAAUAUCCGAGUUAAAGAAGCUCGACCUCGCCUACCUGCACCUCGUCGAGAGCAGGUACGCCGGGGAUGCGGCAACGGCAGCGUACGAUGCUCUGACGAGACGCAACGACCCAUUCAUUGAGAUCUGGGGAUCGCAGGCCCCGAUCAUCCUCGCCGGCGGAUUCACGCCCGCGACGGCAAAGAUUGUCACCGAGGAGCUUCACCGAGACCGCGACUUGUGUGUGGCAUUUGGACGGUAUUACAUCAGCACUCCGGACCUGCCGUACAGGAUCUGUCAGGGCAUCUCGCCGAACCCCUAUGACCGUGCAACAUUUUAUACCAAGAUGAGCUCCGUCGGGUAUACGGACUAUUCCUACAGUCCACAGUACUUGGCCGCUGCUCCCGAGAAGACGGUGGCCUCGUCAGCUUAG